This is a messenger RNA of Drosophila innubila, 2444 nucleotides long. RefSeq lists its product as uncharacterized. The transcript has a single exon. Lineage: Eukaryota; Metazoa; Arthropoda; Insecta; Diptera; Drosophilidae. The record is from RefSeq and is a predicted model, not a curated record. The coding region runs from base 389 to 2146 and encodes 585 amino acids.
GUUGCCGUUGUUGUUGUUAUUAUUAUUGUAGUUGUUGUUGUUGGCUAUUUGGCUGCUUGGCUCUUGGCGCUUUGAGCUGUUUGGCCGUUUGGCUGCGUCUGGCGCGCAGCAAGAAAUUCAGUUGCGCCGCUGAGCUCAAAGAGAAAACACCAUACGAAUUACGCGCCAAGCGCCCAGCAGCUGUGAAAGUGUUGGAAGCGCUGGUCAAGUGGCCAUAGCCUCGACCAAUCGGCCAAAAUCGAAAGGAAAUUUUACAGCAAAAGAAAAGAGAAAAAAAAGAAGCUUUAUAUGCACUUUUACUUGUUGUCAGUUUUUACAUCAUCAUCACAACUGAUUGAUUGUCAUUAUCAAUAUCACCAUCAUCAUCUUUAUCAUCAUUAUCAUCAUCAUGUAUAAGCACACGGUCAAAUCGAAGCUCUCACAGGCGCGCAGCACGCCGCCUCUUACAAGCAGCACGGGCACGCCCCAAAAGCAGCCACACGCCCUUGGCGCCGGCAAGAAGUUCUUCUCCCACAUACGUCACAAGAUCGAGGAUAAUCUCACACCCAAACUGAGUGGCAAGCUAUACUACAAAGGCAGCAAGCACACUCGCUCCAUGAGCGCUCUCAGUCUGGUCGACACUGGCGGCUGUGUGGGCGGCAAGUACACGCCCACUGGGACAGUUGCAGGGGCAACAGCUGUGGCAACGUCGGCAGCAGCGGAGACGCCUCUCUUUGCCAGCAGCAAUCCGUUAAUGAUGAGCAGCAGUGCUUGCAGCUACGUGGACAGCGAUGAUGAGAGUCAGCUGAGCUUGAGUCUGAGUCUCACACAGCAAUCGCUGGAGGAUGAGAUCUUUGCGGAACUGGAGAAGGUUGCACACGAUGAGAGUAAACUGAACGAGGUGUUGCAAAGUUUCGAUCAAAUAUUGCAGGAGUAUCCCACAGUGGAGGAGCCAGUUCCCCUAGUGCAAGUGGUGUCCAUGAUUGAGCCGUUGGAGUCAGUGGAGCAGUCGCUACCGCCACCACCAGCACAGUUCUGCGAUCGCCAGCUGCUGUCCAAAUCGCACAGCACCUUGAGCAUGGCCACAUCCAGGCGACAGAUCUACCAGACACCCGAAUUGGCCAACUCGAUGCUGUUGCGUCGCAGCAAUUCCAGCUCCAAUCAACGCUACAAUUCGCUCUGUGAGCUGAGUCAACUCAGUGGCAGUGGCAGUCGCAUUCCCAUUCCCAUUUCCAAGCACUCCAGUCUGCGUUGUCUGGAGAAGCACAACGUGGGCAAACAGCAGCAACAACAACAACAGCAACAAGCACAACGUCAACACAAACAACAACGCACUCGUUCCAUGUUAACGUUGAGCAGUCGUAGUCACAGCAAGAGUCACAGUAACAGUCACAGUGUGAUGACGGUGACAACAGUUGCUGCCACUUUGCCGCCCAAGCGGGCCAACUCGACGCUGGAGCGACGUCAGUUGGUAGUGGCCAAGCCGCCGAGACGUGCCAAUUCCACAUUGAAGUCAAAUGUGCACAGUGAUGAGCUGCUGGUCAAGUGUCUGGCCAAGGGUCAUGAGCUACUACGCAAGGUGGAGACUCUAAAUGGAGGCAAGCCGCGAGCCAGUCGAGGUGUUACCAAGGAACACACACAACAGUUGCGGCACAAGAAGAAGCAGCAACUGCAAAAGCUGCAAUAUGCCAAUGAGGAGAAAGUGCGCAAACCCAAGCUGGAAUCGUGUAAGAUUAUACCGCCUAAACUGGGCGAAACCUCUGACAAGAAUCACGAGCUAUUGGUUAAAGUGGUGCAACAACAGCAACAGCAGCCGCCCAAGAAGUUGAUCAAAUCUGUGGAGCAAAGCGCCAAUUCGGACUCGGAUGAUUCGGGACACAUAAGCAACACGGUUCUAUCAUCAGCAUCCAAUUCGACGAGCAAUUCGACAGGCAGCCUCUGUGAAUCCGAGGGGGAAACGGAUCAGCCAAAGAUCAGCUGCUGCAAGCCCAAUAAAAUAGCACAAUUGUUGCAGAAAUUCGAGGCCAAAUCGAAAUGCCAAACCACAAGCUCACAAAUGCCAAUGGUGGUCACCAAAGUCGCUCAAGUGCAGGCGGUGCGCUGCAUACAAACGCAGGUGGAGAUCUAUCCCACCUAUACGAAAGAGGUAACUAUGCGGCUGCAUUAGUCCGAAUCCCCGGCGAUUUUCCCCAAAUAGAAAAGGGCCUUUCCAAUAAAUAUCUUAACUUAUAUUCUGUAUGCUAUGGCUAUUGUGUAUUAUUUAGUUACAACUAUUUCUUAACUAUUAACUCGAAUAAAAAUACUACUUAAAAAAACAACUACUCUUUGCUGCCGCUCUCUGUUCUAUAUUCAACUUUAACACUUGGUUUUGGAGUAGUUUACUGUUUGCCCUGCCCUGCCCUGCCCCGCCCAACCCUGCCCUCAUCCGCCCCAAAAAAAAAAGUAAAAAAAAGUUGGCUCAGUCG